This is a messenger RNA of Centropristis striata (black sea bass), 2409 nucleotides long. RefSeq names its product nuclear factor 7, ovary-like. Gene Ontology annotation, molecular function: protein binding; zinc ion binding. NCBI's taxonomy places the organism in Eukaryota, Metazoa, Chordata, Actinopteri, Perciformes, Serranidae. Bases 213 to 1619 code for a protein of 468 amino acids. The transcript has a single exon. The record is from RefSeq and is a predicted model, not a curated record.
GAUUCUGCAUUAAAAGGCCACUGAAAGGAGGACGUACUGGGAACACUGGGAUUACUGGAGUACUGGACACCACUUCAACUGCUGCUGAUUUCACAUUAUAAACAGGACAAUUAGAGGAGCUACGACUCAAAGUAAAAGUAAAUCUUUCUACUUCCUUGACAGACCAACUUCCUUGUUUGUGUGCUGUGUUUUCAGCUUCACUCGGAGAGAAAAUGGCUUCCAGAUCAGAGGAGGAUCUCACUUGUUCUGUUUGUCAGGAGAUCUUUAAGAACCCUGUUGUUCUGUCGUGUAGCCACAGCUUCUGUAAAGACUGUUUGCAGGAAUGGUGGACAGAGAAAGUGGUACACCAGUGUCCAGUUUGUAAGGAAAUACAUUUAUUAAGUGAUACACCUUGUAACCUGGCGUUAAAGAACCUGUGUGAGGCGUUCUUACUGGAGAGAGAUCAGAGAGCUUCAGAGCCUCUCUGCAGUCUGCACUCUGAGAAACUUAAACUCUUCUGUCUGGACCAUCAGCAGCCAGUUUGUCUCGUCUGCAGAGACUCAAAGACACACAACAACCACAGAUUCAGACCCAUCGAUGAAGCUGCACAGGAUCACAAAGAGGAGCUCCAGAAAUCCCUGAAGACCUUACAGGAGAAACUGGAGCUCUUUGGACAAGUUAAAGGAAACUGUGAUCAAACAGCAGAACACAUUAAGGUCCAGGCCCGACACACAGAGAGGCAGAUUAAGGAGCAGUUUAAGAAGCUUCACCAGUUUCUACAAGAGGAAGAGGAGGCCAGGAUCUCUGCUCUGAGGGAGGAAGAGGAGCAGAAGAGUCAGAUGAUGAAGGAGAAGAUUGAUGCUCUGAGCAGAGAGAUAGCAGCUCUUUCAGACACAAUCAGAGCCACAGAGGAGGAGCUGAGAGCUGAACACGUCUCAUUCCUGCAGAACUACAAGGCUGCAGUGGAAAGAGUCCAGCAGCGCCCCCUGCUGGAGGAUCCACAGCUGCUCUCAGGAGCUCUGAUAGAUGUGGCCAAACACCUGGGCAACCUGGCCUUCAACAUCUGGAACAAGAUGAAGGAGAUGGUCUCCUACACUCCUCUGAUUCUGGAUCCAAACACUGCUAAUCCAGGACUCAUCCUGUCUGAAGAUCUGACCAGCAUGAUAUAUGGAGAGAAACAGAAACUUCCUGACAAUCCAGAGAGGUUUGAUUACCACGCCGCUGUCCUGAGCUCUGAGGGCUUUAACUCUGGGACUCACAGCUGGGACGUUGAGGUUACAUAUGAUAAACUCUGGGCCAUAGGUGUUAUAAAGGAGUCUGGCUUGAGAAAGGGUAAAAUACCAACUGGCUUCUGGGAGAUUUCCUUCUUUGAAGGAAAACACAUUGCAUUCUUCCCACCACACUUUCAAGUCCUCUCAGUGGAGAAGAGGCCACAGAGGAUCAGAGUUCAUCUGGACUUUGACAAAGGAAAACUGUCAUUCUUUGAUUCUGAUACAAACACACACAUACACACCUUCACACACACUUUCACUGAGAGACUGUUUCCAUAUAUUGAAACCAAGAAUCAAACAUCCAUGAAGAUAUUACCAGAGACGGUCUCUGUCACAGUGGGACAGCACACAGUCCCUUCAUCAAGCUAAAGGUGUUGAUUUGAUCUGUGAAUGCAGCAUUUUAUUUCAUGUGAGUAAAAUUUCUCAGAAAUGUCGACAUCAGAUGUUUGGCAUCUCAUGAUAAUGAGACAAAGGUGGAAGUUUUAUUAUCUGUUUUGUUUUAACUGAGUUACUCUGAAAAAAAGUACAAUGUGAAAUGUGUCAAUCAGGAACUGAUGGGAAGAAAAUAAGGAAGAAGACGAUGAUGAUGAUUCUGAUAAUAGGGAUACCAUUAUUAGCAUGAAUAUUAUUUUCUUCCUUACAUUAAAGAUUAGCUAAUGUUACAUGUAUGUUUAGCCGUUUGAUUUAAGGGAAUAUAAUUCAUUUUAGAAAAUUAUAUAUUUUUAAUCUUGUUUUAUGGGCAAUUGCUACUUUUAUUGUUCAGAGUUUUUAUUUUAUUCUGCACUAUUAGUCAAUUUGUAACAGAACUUUUUUUUUAAUUCACUGUAAGUUACUCUGUCAGGGAAAAGCAGAUGAGUAAACUGUACAUAACUGAUUACAUGUUAUCUUCUCUUUGUAUUCUGAAACCUACUGGAGAUGAUUAUUAAUUGUUGUUUGGAAAUAUAAAAAAUAAUAAAGGUUUGAUAAUUAGAAAUAAAAUCUGUAUUUGUCUUUUAGUCAACAAAUCCCAUAUAAAAUCUAAACCAGUAAUGAAUACAUCUAGAAACCCUGGGACGAGGUGUAAUAAAGGAGUCUGACUGAAGAAAGGGUGAAAUUCAUGGUCGUCUCCCCACCACACUGAACUUUUUAAACACUGGAUGUUGGUUCAGGUUCCAGUCUG